UACAAACUCUUCUGGUUCUGGCAUUUCAAAGAGAAGAGAAGAAUCUAUAAACUGUGUUCUUUUGAAACGAAGUCAGCUAAAUAGAGUAAAAUGCACUACUGGGUUCGAGCUUCUUCCUCCGACUUUGGAGGAACUCCUCCCCAACCUCGCAGCGGUCACACGGCCGUUAACAUCGGGAAAUCUAAAGUCGUGGUGUUUGGAGGCCUUGUAGACAAGAAAUUUCUCAGCGAUAUCGUAGUCUAUGAUAUUGAUAAUAAACUGUGGUUUCAGCCGGAGUGCACGGGUAAUGGUUCUGAUGGACAGGUGGGUCCCAGCCCACGAGCAUUUCACAUUGCUAUUGCAAUUGAUUGUCAUAUGUUUGUCUUUGGUGGACGGUGUGGAAAUAAAAGGUUGGGUGACUUCUGGGUUCUGGACACGGAUAUAUGGCAAUGGUCAGAACUAACCUCUUUUGGUGAUUUGCCUUCUCCACGAGAUUUUGCUGCUGCAUCAGCUAUUGGAAACCAUAAAAUAGUUAUGUAUGGUGGCUGGGAUGGUAAAAAGUGGUUGUCAGAUGUAUAUAUAUUGGACACAAUAUCACUUGAGUGGAUGGAGUUGCCUAUAUCUGGAUCGGUACCACCACCUAGAUGUGGUCAUACAGCUACGAUGCUUGAGAAGAGAUUGCUUGUGUAUGGUGGCAGAGGUGGUGGCGGACCAAUUAUGGGUGAUUUAUGGGCCUUAAAGGGGCUUAUCCAAGAAGAGAAUGAAACUCCUGGAUGGACACAAUUGAAGCUUCCUGGUCAAUCACCCUCUUCCCGCUGUGGCCAUACCAUUACAUCUGGAGGGCACCAUCUCUUGCUAUUUGGAGGACAUAGCACUGGUGGUUGGUUGAGUCGUUAUGACAUUUAUUAUAAUGACUCUGUUAUCUUGGACAGAGUAUCAGCACAGUGGAAGCGCUUACCUAUUGCUAAUGAACCACCUCCUCCUCGAGCAUAUCAUUCUAUGACACUUGUAGGCUCACGCUAUCUCUUAUUUGGAGGCUUUGAUGGGAAAUCAACAUUUGGGGAUAUAUGGUGGCUAGUUCCAGAAGAGGACCCAAUUGCAAAACGUUUUACUGAUUCUCAACCUGAAGUUCUUUCUGAAAAUAAGGAUGUUGCAAAGGAAAAUGAUAAUUCCCUAUCUGCUUUCAAGGAAAGCCACUAUGUUGGUUCUGCUGUUGCAGAACUGCAAAAAAGGUUAGAAGUCUCAGUUUCACUUUCAAGUCCUAGACUUCCAAUUGUGGAUGAGUCCGAAGAUAAAGAAUUCCUUGACCUAGCAUCCAGGUUAACUGGAGUAGUUUUCAGUAGUAAACAAUCACAAACUCAGGCAACUCAGGCGCUUCGUGAGCAUUGGAAGAAGUGUACACCAAAGUCAAUACCAAUCAAGGAGCUUAGUCCAUUGCUUCGAGAUUAUCAACGUCUAGUUACUCGUCACCAUUUUGCAAGUGGUGGACCUUAUUUGCAGUCCUCAGAGUCGGGUCUUCUUGGAAAAGAGGCUUAUACGUUUUAUCACCUAAAAAAUGCUUCUCAGUUGCGUAUUGUUGAUAUCCCAAAGCUUCUCGAGGAGUACAAAAAGCUUUUAUCUGACUGAAUGGUAGUCUGAGGGAGCUCCCUUUAUUGUAAUUGGCAUAAUGGAGUCCUUGAAUCUUACCUGUAUUAGUACUAUUAUCAGACAUUCUUCCUGAUAUGAUUCUGGAUGUCUGCUUGUUUGUGUAGCGUCCCAUGACAUGGCAUUAUUGAUCUAUCAGGUAUGAGUAUAGAAAUAGAUAUUUUGCAUAGGGCUUUUUAUGCCAUCAGUUGGAUAUACAUUUCACACUUACAUGUUUUGUUUAUAUCAUGCUUAAUGAAGUUCUCGACCUUAGGCCGAAGACUUUAGUAAA
Molecule: messenger RNA, 1894 nt
Organism: Mangifera indica (mango)
Lineage: Eukaryota; Viridiplantae; Streptophyta; Magnoliopsida; Sapindales; Anacardiaceae
Product: protein GLUTELIN PRECURSOR ACCUMULATION 3
Exons: 16
Coding region: 91-1605 (504 amino acids)
Molecular function (GO): protein binding
Source: RefSeq, a predicted model, not a curated record